AUGUCAUCUUCCCCAAACCAAGAUGGAAUAUCAAUAAAGCAGCCAGACACUUUCAAGGUUCCACCGCAGAGUGAUACGAGGAUCAGUUCAGGUUCCUCCGCUCAAAAUGGCAACGUGAUAUCUAAGGAAGAGUGGGCGGGGACUCUCUUUGGCGACCGUGGGCUCCUGUCAGGAAUUUUUCAAAUGCUCGAUCAACAAAAGAAAAUCUCUCCGUCGCCGAUGAGCGAUUCGUCAGGGAAAAUCAACAGUGAGAGCAGCAACUCAUUCGACUUCAAACGAAUAGUCGACGCCUUAUUCAAAGGAGCCGAUAGUGAGACAUUCGGUGAUCCUGGACCUGAACUUCCCGAGUUUCUUGGACUAUGCAAUCGACUCAGUUGUGGUGACAUCUACAAAGCGAUCGAUAAAUUCAGGAGAUCCGAAUUCUUCAGCAACUUCCAGACUGCACUCAGCUUGAUACAUGAUCCGAAUGGAUGGGAAACUAUCGGGAAUCUUUUGUCGAAUCCUGAAUUGAUUUCGCAGUUCACAGCUGGUACCGGCAUGGAGGAACUAUUCGGAAGUGCUCUGGGAGAGGCAAAGAAGGAAUCAGCAAAAGGUGAGCAAAAUAUUGUUAUGCUACAUUCAAGCACGAGAUGCUUUUCU
Messenger RNA from Cooperia oncophora, 639 nucleotides. NCBI's taxonomy places the organism in Eukaryota, Metazoa, Nematoda, Chromadorea, Rhabditida, Trichostrongylidae. The record is from the annotation of a GenBank genome assembly.